Messenger RNA from Zea mays, 2051 nucleotides. RefSeq lists its product as uncharacterized. The transcript has 7 exons. The coding region runs from base 212 to 1108 and encodes 298 amino acids. Gene Ontology annotation, cellular component: catalytic step 2 spliceosome; U2 snRNP; precatalytic spliceosome. The record is from RefSeq and is a predicted model, not a curated record. NCBI's taxonomy places the organism in Eukaryota, Viridiplantae, Streptophyta, Magnoliopsida, Poales, Poaceae. Gene Ontology annotation, molecular function: RNA binding; metal ion binding. Gene Ontology annotation, biological process: mRNA splicing, via spliceosome.
AUCGAACGACUGCAUACUUUCCGCUAGGGUGGGCCGCGGGCCGGGCAGCACGGUUUUCUUGGCCCGACCCUUGAUCAAAUCAGGUCUAGCGAAAUCCAAAAGCCCGUUCGACCCCAAACACCGACUGACCGACACGACUCCCCCCUUCGUCUUCCAAUCCGCCGCUGUUCGAGUAGUCGGCGGCGCGGCGCCGGCGGCCGGGGCGGCGGCGAUGAAUCCCCUCACGCAGGUGAAGCGGACGCAGAUUAUCAACCAGAAGGAGGCGCUCCUGGGCAUCGGCGAGGACGCGUCGUGGCACGCCAAGUUUAAGGACUCGGCCUACGUCUACGUCGGCGGCGUCCCCUUCGACCUCACCGAGGGCGACCUCCUCGCCAUCUUUGCGCAGUAUGGUGAGGUUGUCGACGUGAACCUCGUGCGCGACAAGGGCACCGGAAAAUCCAAGGGGUUCGCGUUCCUCGCGUACGAGGACCAGAGAAGCACGAUUCUUGCUGUUGACAAUUUGAAUGGAGCUAAAGUUCUUGGGAGGAUCAUAAAGGUUGACCAUGUGAGCAAGUACAAGAAGAAGGAAGAGGAAGAUGAGGAGGAGCUGCAGAAGAAGAGGGAGGCCCGUGGAGUCUGCUAUGCUUUCCAGAAAGGCGAGUGCAACCGCGGAGCUUCCUGCAGAUAUUCACAUGAUGAGCAGAGAAAUGCAAACACCGGUUGGGGUUCUAAAGAGGAUAGUGGUGCACGAUGGGAGCAUGACAAACACAGUGAUGUACCGAAGAGUCGAGGCAUGUGCUAUGCUUUCCAGAAGGGAGAGUGCAACCGUGGAGCAUCCUGCAAAUUUUUGCAUGACGAGCAGAGAAAUGCAAACAGUCGUCGGGACUCUAGGGAUGGUGGACCAUCGAGAUCAGAGCGGUAUGGAGACCGAGAAUCUAGGAGUAGGCAUGAUGAUAGAAGAGCAGAAGAUCGGGACAGAUUCAGGCGUGACAACUCACCUGAGAGAUCACGAGGUGAGAGGCAGAGGGACGAUGACAGAUCCGACAGAGGAAGAGAAGCAAAAUCAGAAAGACGCAGAUAUGAUGUGGAACAUGAGGAUCGCAAGCGGUCAAGGCACGGCAGAGAGUGAUGCCAUGAAAGAAGUGUUUACAAAGAACACAAAUGGUGCAAGAGGCCGUGGGGGAUUGACGUUUGUACUCUUAAAUUGCAACACAACCAGUGCUGUUAAAUUUUGAUAUUUGAAUGUAGUUGCCUUCGGCUGCUGCUCGUGCUGCUGCUUUAUUCAGAUAAGUUUCUUUAUAUGCCUCCAUUUGAUUACAUCUGGUGUUCUUUUUCGCUCUUCAGAUCGGUGUCAUUUUUAGUUAUCAUCACUGAAACCGUCUGACUGGAUUGUGUUGGUGCCAAUUGCGUGGUUUUUGCCGAGGAAGUUGUUUACUGGUUAAUCUUCAGCUAGGAUGGUGGGCGCGCCUCCGCAAGGACCACAAUGCCUGUUCUGGCUACGCGCUGAUGAACAAUGAAAAUGAUGCUGUAUUUUGCAGAACCACUGUUACCUGCAACAGCAUCAGCAGCAGCAUGUGCAACCCAAAAGGAGCCGUAUUCCCCAGUAGAAAUUUUGUACUGGACAGAGGCACGGUUCCAAAAGGUUCGGCCCUAAAAAUUGCUCUGCAAUGUCAGUGGUCCAGCGUAGAUGAUGAUGAUCGCUUCUAACAUAGUCUAUAAAAAAUGCAUACUGGAGAUUUGGUACUAGAUAACAAGAGGACCUUGAGUACCGAGUUUUUUCCGGUGAAAGAUUGAUGGGCGAUGCCACAGCCUGAAGACGAAGAGGAUGUAAAGAAAAAAACUCGCCAAUUAAGGGCUUGUUCGGUUAUUCCUAUCCCAUAUGGAUUGGAUGAGAUUGGAAAAAAUUGUGAAAGAUUUUGACUUGUUUGGGAUUGAAACCCAUCCAAUCCCACCCAAUCCACAUGGAUUGAGAGCAAAACGAACAAGCCCUAAGAAUUGAUGAUGUUGUAGUACAAAUUCCAGGCCUUCGGUUGAUUUUCUAAGAGUUAGUUUGGUUAAUUUUCUAAGAGUUA